GAGCGAGCUUGGUAUUUGCUUGCCCUGGCACCGCGACGGUGUCCUGACAAACCUGUGGAGGGUGACGGAAGCUGGUGACAUGGCGCCGCUCCAGGGCGUGUGGCUACUCUACACAGCGCCCGUUGAGCACAGCGACUUCCUCCGACUCCUUUUCGAGUUUGGUAGCCGCGGUGCUUUGCGUUGGGAUCUGCACGAGUGCUACGCUGUGACUGAGAAGUCCCUCGGUGUUGGCGGCUGCGGCACAGUCUACUUAGGCAGCAUUCAGCCGCCUGGCCAGGCCAAUCCCGGAUGUGCGAAAGCCGUGCGAUUUGGCAUGCGUGCAGAUAUCCUUGGAGAGCAGGUGGCUGUGAAGAAGCUGAACAAGUCCGGUGGAGAAGAGAUCAACAUCAGAAGCGAGAUCGAGUUUUUAGCAGUGGCUCGGGGUCAUCCCUGCAUCUCUGCCCUGUUUGGCGUCUUCUGCUUCAAUGAACCGGGUUCUACAGAGAGCAAGAGGGGUCCCUCCAUUCGGUGGACGAUCGUCAUGCCUUUGUAUUCAGAGGGUGACCUGUUCGACUACCUUGCCGCCAACGGUGCCAUGAAAGAAACUGCAGCUGCUACCCUGAUGCUGUGCCUGCUGUCGGCGCUUACCCAUCUCCACCGCUUGGGCGUGGUUCACCGGGACGUGAAAGCUGAGAACAUCUUGCUGGCCAACAACAAGGCGGUUCUGUCCGACGUUGGCAUCGCGGCAUUCUUGAAGGAUGAAGAGGCCAUGCAGCGCAGAGUGGGAUCCCCUGGCUACGCUCCGCCUGAAGUGGUUACAGACCUCCCAUACGACGAGAAGGUCGACGUGUUUGGAGCUGGAGCCGUGCUGUAUUUUGCUUUGAGCAACACGCUCCCCUUCCCGGGGAAAACACUCAAGAAGGUGCUGGAGCUGACAGCGCGAUGCAAGGUGAAGUACGACCCGGCUCUCUUUGGCGAUUUUUCUGGUAGUAUCAUCCAGUUGCUGAAGGCUUUGUUGCAGAAGGAUCCGUCGAAGCGGCCCUCGGCAAGGAAGUCCUUCAAAGCACUAUACACAACGGCCAGCCAGAAACCUGAAAUCCAACGAAGCACUGUCGCCCGGAUGACCCUCCAGGCUGUAGACGAUUUUGAGAGCUUGGCUUCCACCGGCCUGGAGUCGAUGAGAAGCAACGGCCACAAGCCCGAGAGGUUGGAGAAGAAGGUCAUGCGAACAACAUCAGACAGAGACAGAGAAGCCAAGACUGCUCCAACGCUGGAGGAAGCGUCUCGGGGAGGAUCGAAGGAGGCCCCGGCGAAGCCGGGUUCCAUUUCGGAAGGAGAGCCUCAGGAAGGUGGAGCUAGUCCGGCAGCAGCUCAAGACAAAGCCCCGCUGGUUCCGGUUCCUCCAUCUGGGCCGAAGCCAACCUCGAGUGGUGGGACCUUCGCAUACCUCAAGACCCGACUUGGGUGGAGCAAGUCGUCGGGCGGCGGAGGAGAAAACUCGCAGGGGAUGAACGGAUGA
Molecule: messenger RNA, 1498 nt
Organism: Symbiodinium necroappetens
Lineage: Eukaryota; Dinophyceae; Suessiales; Symbiodiniaceae
Source: the annotation of a GenBank genome assembly